AUGGACCUAUGUCACAAGAUUAGCUCACAUUAUAGAAAGACUUUCAUGAUUAAAGUUGAUAAACAAGGAACUUCCACUGUGAUUCCCAAGUUUGGGAAUCACAGUGGAAGUCCCUUGACGAAUUACAGUGGAGGUUCCUUGACGAUCCGUCGUUUAUCUUCCACUGUUGCCUUCGUAGUGAUUUCUAACAGCUCGGAAUCAGGCGAUACGGUUGUUUCAGAGUCAGAAUCGACCAUUAGUCGGAACUCACGCGAUGAGCGACUCUCGUGUCCGAACCUGACACCAGAAAUCUUCAUUUGGUAGCUAACAUUUUUGUCCAAAGGGAAGUGCUCAAUAACGAUGGUUUUUUGUGAUUCGGUCACAUUAGUAGCCUCAUACUUCCAAUAUUGAUCGCUGAACUCCGGUCGUAUAUAAAUGAUGUAGUUCUGAUAGGGGUGUCCUGUUGGCACGUAUACAAUCAGCGAUGAGUUUUUCAAAUAAGCUGUCACAUUUUCUGGAGCCGGUAGAUCAUCUUCGUUACCCGAAAUGGUAUCGAACCAUAAUACCUCCGACGCCGGUCCUUCAUGUCGCUCAUUGGUAGCCGAGAUUUUAAGCUGAUAAUGCGAGUCGGGCAGCAAUCCAAACGAUUGAUCUAUACUGAACCGAGAUCUGUUGCCGUUCACUUCCACGUAUUCCCACGGUUCGUCUUCAUUACUAUAGUCGACAUUCUUGUAGUAGAUAGUGUAGCCCUUGAUCUCCCCGUUCGGCAUUGUCGGUGGCACCCAUGCCAUGGUCAGUCUCACAUCCUUGACUUGUAUUGAUGUAAUCGACGGUGCAUUUUUGGGUCCUCCGUUUGGUGUAGGGAACGUGAUUGGGGCAGACUUCGCUCCUUCACCCCACUCGUUUUCCGCCGAAACUUGCAGGGUUACAUUGACGUUGUAUGGUACUUGUGGUAUCCGUACAGGAGGUCCUGCAACGCGCUCAACGAAGUUCGAAAGAUAGAGGAUGUAAGUAGUAUUCCCAUUUGGAUAGCGAACACGAUCCCAAUUUAUAAAGAGGCUGUCAUUAUCGUCAAACAUCCAUGUUACAUUAGUCGGCACAUCUCCUGGCUUGCGUAUGAUCAGUGUCCUGUUGGUAGUCACAUUCUCAUGCUUAUUCAUAGCUCGACAGACGACUGUUCGAUUUGUGAAAGCCUUGGUUUCAAACAAUCCACUGACGUGAUAAACCCGCUCGGUGACCAGAACGUCUUUGAUAUGGAAUUCACUGCUGUUGUCCCAGGAAUAGAAUAGGCUUGGAAUCGGUUGGCCCUGAGCGCUACAGCGAAACGUGACCGUUUGAUUGGGUUCAGCUUCAAGUUCGGGUACAUCGACAGAAACGAGAUUCAUCUCUAUUGGUUGAUAGCGACGAUCGCUGUAGCAUUCGACCGCAUCAGAGAUGAUGCCGGGGCCGUCAGGUGUAGCAGCUUGGACUCGUAUCAGAUAUCGGGUCUCUGGUGACGUCGUCUCCAAUACAAUCUCUGUCGCUUCGGUUUCGACUUUAUCCCAUUCGGACAGAUCGGCAGCGUCUCGGGUAGCAUAAUAAACUAUAUAUUUCAUAAUGAUUCCAUUAGGAAUGGAUGGCUCCUCCCAAGAAAUGUUCAACUGAUUACGCCAUCCAACAGCUACUACGUUUCUUGGCGCACUGCCAGGUCCUUGAACCCGAACCUCAAUCUCGGCGGUGGCAUUACUAACUUCACUUAUUGCCAUGCAAACAGCAUGUCCUGAUUCCCGAACACUGCUUCGUGUUAAUAUCGACACUGUUUUCUUGUCAGCUUGUUCUUCUUUCAUUGUCCAGCCCUCCCGAUCUUGUCUGAUCGGCUGACCAUUCCAGAACCAGGCUAUGGUUGGUGCUGGACUACCCUCGGCACGGCAGACAAUUCGGAGAUUCUCAAACAAAUUCGGUUCUUUCUCCAUUACUGAGCCUUCUUCGAUUUCCGCACGGGUUCUAAGUCCUCCGUUCGGCGUAAUGAAAUGAAUUGCCUCAGAGAGAGGACCGGCACCAGCUCUGUUAACUGCUCGAACUUUCACAAAGUAAUCAUGGGACGGUUUCAAUUGAUCGGUAGGUAUGGAUGAUCUUGUUAUUGCCACCGAAUCAUUCCUGGUCAUUGUGCGGUAUUUCUGCCAGUACUCUUCGUCCUCGUCGACAUCGUCACUCAGAAAGAGCUCGUAGAAUUCAAUCUUCAAGUUCGGAUAAUGUGGAGCUUUCCAUACAAUGAUGAUGUCACGAGAAUCGAUCGACAACACUCGGAUGUCUCUUGGAGCAUCUCCCGGUUUUUUCACCAGAAAAGUAAGCGAUGAUGAAUUUGACCCAGCCGUAUUUUUCGCUUUACAAUGGAGCGUUUUUGACGUUAUUGUGGAAAAUUCUACUUCACCAACGAUGGAGUCUUGCUCUUCUGUUACAUCCAAUAACUGCCAAACGUCCUCCUCAACUUCUGGAUCAGCUCCUUCUUCAGUCAGGACGUAGAACAACUGUGGCUGCGGUUUACCUCGAGCAAUGCAACGAACCCUGACCUGCUCCCAUGACUCUACCAGUAGAUGUUCUCGUUCUGGUGGAUCAGUGUACUCGAGCGAGACACCUAUUGGAAUGGUGUCUUUUUCGAUAGCCACAAUGUCAGAGAUGACUCCUGGUCCACUGUCGGCAGCCGCUUGAACCCGUACAUAAAAGGCAUCGUCAGUUUUUGCGAGUACCCUGAUACUAUUCUCCGUGCCGUCCAACACCAAUUUCUGCCAAUCCGACAACGGAUCGUCUUUGUUGAGCGUGUGAUACACAACGUACUUCGUAAUAUUUCCAUUCGGAUGUGAAGGUGGUAGCCAAGAUACGGUAUAACCACCUCGUUCACUCUGUAGUGUGACGGAAGAUGGCGGGCUUCCUGGUCCACGGAUUUGCACGGAGACUGAUCGAGCUAUUUGGCCGGCUGGAUUUACCGCGACACAUGUCAGGUUAUCGCUGCGCGUCCUCGACUUCAUCCUGAGCGACGAUGACAAGUUCUGCCCAUCAUGCGUCGAAGUAGUGACCGUGUAGAAUGCAUGGUCAGGUUGGAUUCGCUGUCCAUUAACUAGCCAGAAUAUUUUGAUCGGUGGUGACGAAAUGACAUCACAACGCACUUCAAGUGGUACUAAGAUGUCCGGGUCGAAUACGACUUCAGUUUCCGGAUCUAGAGAUAUUUUGGGCAGCUGA
Haemonchus placei is the source of this 3195-nucleotide messenger RNA. Lineage: Eukaryota; Metazoa; Nematoda; Chromadorea; Rhabditida; Trichostrongylidae. The record is from the annotation of a GenBank genome assembly.